AUGUACUUCUUCCUCUCCAACCUGUCCCUCACUGACAUCUGUGUAAGCACAACCACCAUCCCCAAGAUGCUGGUGAACAUCCAAGCACACACUCAGAGCAUCACCUACACUGAAUGCCUCUCCCAGCUCUGCUUUGUCUUGAUCUUUGGUGGCUUAGAAAAUUGUCUACUUGCAGUGAUGGCCUAUGACCGCUAUGUGGCCAUUUGUCACCCUCUGAGGUAUAUGGUCAUCAUGAAUCCCCGCCUCUGUGUCCUGCUGGUUCUACUCUGCCUGCUGGUCACUACUGUGAAUGCCCUUCUGCACACUCUGAUGGUGCUGCGACUGUCCUUCUGCACGGCCCUGGGGAUCCCCCAGUUCUUCUGUGAACUGACUCAAGUCAUCACACUCUCCUGUUCGGACACCCUCAUCAACAACUUGCUGGUGUUUUGGGGAACAAGCCUAUUUGCUGGUGUCCCUGUCUCUGGGAUUAUUUUCUCUUAUGCUCGAAUUGUCUCCUCUAUUUUGAGGAUCCCAUCAGUGGGUAGUGAUUAUGAAGUCUGUCUCAUCAAAGCAGCAGGUGUGGGUGUAGGUGCAUAUCGGGGUACAGAAUGA
Messenger RNA from Ictidomys tridecemlineatus (thirteen-lined ground squirrel), 591 nucleotides. Its product is annotated as olfactory receptor 7G2. Gene Ontology annotation, biological process: G protein-coupled receptor signaling pathway. Gene Ontology annotation, molecular function: olfactory receptor activity; G protein-coupled receptor activity. Gene Ontology annotation, cellular component: membrane. Lineage: Eukaryota; Metazoa; Chordata; Mammalia; Rodentia; Sciuridae. The record is from RefSeq and is a predicted model, not a curated record.